UGAGGAAGCUUCUCCUCCACUUCUGCAUCUGAGAGGAGGAGAGACGGGCGCCGACUUCCUGUCAGAUCUGCGCUCAGCUGCCAGGCUGCCUCUCCGGGGAGGCUUGUGGCUCUGCAGACCGGGGAGGAGGCAGGCUUCUGUGGGUGGUGUAUGGCCGGGAGAGAAGCCGGGGACCUCCGCGCAGCAGAACCAGCGGCCAGCGGCAGCAACGGAAACGGCCGUAAAUGUGGAUUGUUUACACCGGCGGGUCAAGCUCCUGUUCCUGCUCCUGCUCCCCCGCCUCCCUGCCACUCCGAGCGGCCGCGUCGGCUCGGCGGCGGCGGCGUAGCGGCCGCACAUAGCGUCAGCGGAGCGGGGCUGAUGGCCCUGGUGCUCGGCCCGGCCUUCGUCAGCACCCUCAUCGUCCGCCCGCGCGUCUGCUAGGGAGCCGCCAGAAAAAGCCGCGUACGCCGGCGAGGCGAGGCGAGGCGAGGGCAGCGGCAGCGCGGAGCGCGGAGCGCGGCCGAGGAGGAGCCCGGGUCGGGGCGCAGCAUCGCGCCGUGCAUGGUGCCGCGGCGUCGGAGGGAGCGGGUGAGCAGCCGGAGCUGACCCAGAGAUGGCUGUCCUCAAACUGGCCGACCAGCCCCCUCUCAUCCAGGCGAUCUUCAGCGGGGACCCUGAGGAGAUCCGAAUGCUCAUAUACAAGUCUGAAGACAUCAAUGCUCUGGAUGCAGAGAAGCGCACGCCGCUGCACGCUGCGGCCUUCCUGGGCGAUGCCGAGAUCACCGAGCUCCUCAUCCUCUCCGGGGCACGGGUCAACGCCAAAGAUAAUAUGUGGCUCACGCCUCUCCAUCGCGCCGUGGCAUCUCGGAGUGAAGAGGCGGUGCGAGUCUUGAUCCGUCACUCGGCCGACGUGAACGCCCGGGACAAGAACUGGCAGACGCCGCUGCACGUCGCCGCAGCCAAUAAUGCGCUGCGGUGCGCCGAGGUCAUCAUCCCGCUGCUGAGCAGUGUCAAUGUGUCAGACCGUGGCGGACGCACCGCCCUGCACCACGCUGCCCUCAACGGCCACACCGAGAUGGUAAACCUGCUCCUUGCCAAAGGAGCCAACAUCAAUGCCUUUGAUAAGAAAGACGGCCGGGCGCUGCACUGGGCAGCUUUCAUGGGCCAUUUGGAUGUGGUGUGUCUGCUGGUGAGUCAGGGGGCGGAGAUCAGCUGCAAAGACAAGCGGGGAUACACUCCCCUCCACACGGCGGCCUCCAGCGGACAGAUAGCUGUGGUCAAACACCUACUCAACCUGGCUGUGGAGAUAGAUGAGUCCAAUGCGUUUGGGAACACGGCGCUCCACGUGGCCUGUUUCAACGGUCAGGACGCUGUCGUCAGCGAGCUGAUCGAUUACGGCGCCAACGUCAGCCAGCCCAACAACAAGGGCUUCACCCCGCUGCACUUUGCUGCCGCCUCCACACACGGGGCGCUCUGCCUGGAGUUCCUGGUCAACAACGGGGCCGACGUCAACGUACAGAGUCGGGACGGGAAGAGUCCUCUUCACAUGACGGCAGUUCACGGACGCUUCACUCGCUCCCAAACCCUCAUCCAGAACGGUGGGGAGAUCGACAGUGUGGACAAGGAUGGUAACACGCCUCUUCAUAUUGCUGCCCGCUAUGGUCACGAACUCCUCAUCAACACGCUCAUCACCAGCGGGGCAGACUGCACGAGGCGAGGAGUCCAUGGCAUGUUCCCUCUCCACCUGGCGGCUUUGAAUGCUCACUCCGACUGCUGCCGGAAGCUGCUGUCCUCAGGUCGGAGGUUUAGCAUAGUGUGUAACGACUCGGUCCUGUCUGCAGGCUUCCAGAUAGACACCCCCGACAGUCAUGGGAGGACCUGCCUGCACGCCGCUGCUGCCGGAGGUAACGUGGAGUGCGUCAAGUUGCUCCUGAGCAGUGGAGGAGACCACAACAGGAGAGACAGCUGCGGCAGGACUCCCCUCCACUAUGCGGCGGCCAGCCGUCACUAUCAGUGUCUGGAGACUCUGGUGGCUUGUGGCACCGCCAUCAACGCCACUGACCAGUGGGGGCGCUCUGCCCUGCACUACGCUGCUGCCUCGGACCUGGAUAGGAGGCGUCGCGUUGCGCUGGAGCCGGAGAGUGAAGGAGUUCAGGCGGAGAGGGAGAAAGAGGCGGCGCUGUGUUUAGAGUUUCUGCUUCAGAGCGGAGCGACGGGCUCGCUGAAAGACAAACAGGGCUACAGUCCCGUCCACUACGCCGCCGCCUACGGACACAGGCACUGUCUGGAACUGCUGUUGGACAGAGAUGACAGUCACCAUGACGACCCCGAAUCUCCGAACGCCAGGAGCCCGCUGCACCUCGCUGCGUACCACGGCCACGCUCAGGCCCUGGAGGUGCUGCUGCAGGGGGAGAGGGAGGUGGACCAGGGGGACGAGGUGGGGAGGACGCCCCUGGCCCUGGCCGCCCUCCGGGGCCACAUUGACUGUGUUCACACCCUCCUCAGCCAGGGGGCGUCGCCGCGCACCACCGACAAGCAGCACGGACGCACCGUCGUACACCUGGCCGUGAUGAACGGCCAUACGACGUGUGUGCGCCUCCUGCUGGAUGAAUCGGACGGUGCAGACCUUGUAGAUGCUGCGGACUCUCAGGGACAAACUCCUCUGAUGCUGGCGGUGGCAGGAGGUCACGUCGAUGCCGUGUCGCUGCUGCUGGAGCGGGAAGCCAACGUCAACGUGGCCGAUAACCACGGCCUCACUGCACUGCACCUCGGGCUGCUGUGUGGUCAGGAGGAGUGUAUCCAGUGUCUGUUGGAGCAGGAAGCCUCGGUUUUGCUCGGGGACUCUCGGGGUCGUACAGCCAUCCACCUGGCCGCGGCCCGAGGUCACGCCUCCUGGCUGAGCGAGCUGCUGAGCAUCGCCUGCUCUGAGCCGCCCUCCCUGCCGCCGCUGAGAGACCACAGCGGGUACACGCCGUUGCACUGGGCCUGUUACUACGGUCAAGAGGGGUGUGUUGAGGUCCUGCUGGAGCAGAAAGGUUGUCGCUGUAUUGAUGGGAACCCCUUCACUCCACUGCACUGUGCUGUGGUGAAUGAUCACGAGCCGUGCGCAUCCCUGCUGCUGGAGGCGAUGGGAUCAGACAUCGCAGGCUGCAAGGACGCCAAGGGCAGGACUCCUCUUCAUGCCGCGGCGUUCGUGGGCCACCUCGACUGCAUCCAGCUGCUCCUUUUGCACGACGCACCUGUGGAUGCCGUGGACCAAUCGGGUCGCACGGCACUGAUGAUGGCGGCCGAGAAGGGCAGAGUCGGGGCUCUCGAGGUGCUGUUGACCAGCGCCAGCGCCAACCUCGGUUUGACGGACAAAGACGGCAACACCGCCCUGCAUCUGUCUUGCAGUAAUGGAAAAGAAGACUGUGUGCUGUUGAUCCUGGAGAAACUGCCCGACACUGCGCUCAUAAAUGCCACAAAUGCAGCGCUGCAAACUCCUCUCCACCUGGCGGCUCGUAGCGGUCUGAAGCAGGCGGUCCAGGAGCUGCUGUCCCGAGGGGCCAGCGUUCAGACGGUGGAUGAGAACGGUCUGACCCCUGCUCUGGCUUGUGCUCCUAGCAGAGAGGUGGCUGACUGUCUGGCUCUCAUUCUGGCUACCAUGAUGCCUUUCUGCUCCCCUUGCAGCUCCGGGGCUCCCUCCCCAGGCUCCCUGUUGAGGCAGCUGCCCCACCAGGGGGGUAGAGGCCCGGGCACCGGCCCUCGGGGGCCACGCAGCCCCAGGAACCCCUCCGGACCCUCCAGCGAGGGGACCACCGAGAACGACUCGGAGGACUCGGAAACCUUCUGACCCCUCCGAACAGACUCUCUACCCUCCUACCUCGAACUGUGCACCUGAACUUUCGACCCCCCCCCCCCUCCCGGGAACGAUGCAGCGUUUUUACUCUGUGAAGUGCACUCUUCAGGUAGAAGUGUAGAGACCCGGUUGUGGCACAGUGUGGAUGUUUGCAGUUACGGAGCGAAGUGUUCAGUAUUAAAUCAAUCAAUAAAUAAUCAUGGAUAAAUUGAAGAAGAGGAAAAUAUUGAAGAAAAAUAUAUAAAUGAAAGAAUAAUUUGUAAAGAAAAAUUUAAGAAAGUAUUUAAAGUCAUUAUUACAAAAUGUUAUUUCAUCACUCUCGUUUUCAUAGCAACAGGGUUUUCCGGAUUGGAACUGGAACUUCCAGGUGCUGCAGACGAAACAAAGCCUCAUUCAAAACCCCAUUGACAUUUGUAACGACUUUAACGACUAAAAAUCCAGCCUUGGAGCAGAUUCUUCCUCAAACAGGUUGUCGUGUGGCUCACGUCCUACGUUUAGUUGAGGACAGUAUCUUUUUGUAAAACAGUCUAAUAUUGGCGUUAAUUCAAUACUUAUGUUUUUUUUUUUUUAGCAGCAGCCUUUAACAAACACCAUUUCCCAUGAGCCCUAGAUGUUUGCGGGCUGAUGCCGCGCUCACGUCCCGUCAGAGUUACCGUAGCCACCGGUUAACAACGUUCACGUCAGUUACUAAACGUGGCGCUGCCGUGAACAAGCGCGGCAUUUCAACCCAAACUCAGCGUUAUUACACUCUGUUCAAAUUAAACUCCUGCGUCGUGCAACAUUUAUCAUUCCUGAUACUCGUUGUUGCAAAUGUAAUGAGGAGUUGAGUUUCAAUAAUAUCUUUUUCUUCUAAGUAUUUUCCGUGGCGGAGGAAAUAUUCAGAACCUUGAACGUAACAAUACUUUAUGAGAAGUAAAAAUCCUGCAUUGAAUAUAAUACGUAUAUGUAUUAUAGGUAAAUAUACUCAAUGCAGAAAAAGGCCCCGUGACGAUUAUAUUAUUAUAUCAUUAGAUUAUUAUUCCUGAUGCAUCGAUGUGAAAGAAUUUUACUGUUGUAGUUGGUUGAGGCGGAGCUAAUUUUUCCCCCUCAUGGAUCAGUCUUCUGAUGAUUUUUCUCAAUCAACUGAUUGUUUGGUUUGUAAAAAUUAAGCAGAUACUGAGGAAGCACGACGACCGCCGUAGAGCCCGCUGCUUGUUUUGUCCGAGCAGCAGUUCAGAGCUCAAAUGAAGAUAAAAUAAUUGAAAGUGAUUGAAAGAAAGAGCAGGAACCUUGAAAUGUUCCACCUUUUUACAUGAAAAACGACUCCAAAGACUGUCAGGAUAGUUGUCUUUAAUUGUAGCUGAUAAACGUAGUUUCCCUCUGAGUACGAGUACCUCACAUUUUUACUUGAAUAAAUCUUCAUAUGAUUAUUUCUCUUUUUGUGUAUUUAAUAUUGAACAUCUGGGGCUCCACACACUGCGGCGUCUGUGUCUCCUGCUCUUCGUGUGGGGAACGGGUACAGAAUCGCCCUCCUCUGACGCCAGGCUGGAGGCCCUACAGCGGUUUUGUUCUUUUGUUUCUCUUAGUGCGCUUUUCCAAAUAAGUGAAUAAUUAAUUAAAUGAAUGAAUGAAUGAAUGAAUGAAUGAAUGAAUAAAAACAACGAUCGGAGCAGCUGCACUGCCCCGGUCUGAGUCCUACAGCCGAACAAGUUGCUCCGCGAAAAACUGUGGCUGAAGAGGGAUUCGAUCCGGACCAGUUCUGGGUUCGGGGUCUGCAUGCUUGCGUAAACUCACACCACGGUUCGUUCUUCCUACUCACGGGUGCUUAAAUCCAAACCGACCUCGGUACUUAGUCUCUGCAUGGCGCAGCGACUCGCCUCUGAGACUCCAUUUUGUCAUAAAAAAGAAAAAAAAAGAAAAAAAAGAAAGAAAAAAGGAAAAAAAAAAGUAGCCAUUUUUUAACUGUUUGUACAAAAUGAAGUAGACCAUUAAGAAAGCUGAGUGUAAUUUUAACCUUUUUCUGAUUUUCGGCUUCUUGUUGUACCAAAUAUUUGACGUCUACGCGUAAAUAAUUACACACGAGCAGGUACGCACACGGUAGAGCUUGUUUUUAACUGUUAACCGAAGCACAAAAUUAGGGUUUUGCUGCUGGAGCGUGAAGCAUUACAGCCUUCGUAAGAUGUUUAGUGGUUCGAAUACUCCCCAGGAAAGAGGAUCUGGCGUUGGGUACAUCUCAGCUCCCUCAGCCACAUUUACGUUUCCCCUCGUUUGCGUCUCUUUCCACGCGUCCGUCGGUCGGUUCGCCGCUUUGGUCCAGAAUGAAAUCGUCUAAACAACUAUUAUGUGGAGGGUCGUGAAUUCUCCGCGCAGACAUUCGUGGUCCCCGCAGGAUGAAACCGUCUGACUUCGGGGAUCCGCCGACUUUUCCCCUAAGCGCCACCGACAGGUCGACGUUCCCGGCUUUCGCGGAAACAUCUCUACAACUACUGGACGGAUCGGUACGGACGUCAGCGCCCCCCUCAGGAUGAACUGUAAUAAGUUUCCAGGAAGCGCCGUCAUCACGUCGAACUAUUUGAAAUUAAAUUGGCAAACCAUGUUGACAUUUGAUUAAUCGUUUCAGUAAUUUUCUUUUUUCAAGCGAAACUGCCAAAUGAUUCAGGAUUUAACGUUUUGUUUGUCACGUCUGUUGGUCGAAUAAAACUAGGAAUCUGAGAAAACACGACUUAGGUCAGUCAGUCAGAAACGAAGGAGGCGGCGCAAUUUGUAACCAGAAGCGAAUGUUUCUCUCUCUCCCGUUUUACGAAGACAAACGAAAGGGAAACCGGAUUUUGGUCCGACGGCGCCAUUAAAGCGAAUCCUGGUCUCGCGUAUCCUCGCGCCUCCAGGCAGAAAUACGCCGAUUUUUACCCUGGUUUACGAUGACGAACCGGAUCGGUUCCUGGGUCAGGACCGGGUAACGAUCGAACGAGGGAACUGGGAUGUGCCCACUGAUGGACACAGGGUUUGUGAGGAUGCGACUGAAAGACGAGAUGAUGACGUGGAUUUCACGCGUGUUAUCCUGUGGCCUGGAACGGCCUCCUGCACUGUUUCGACUCCAUGUUUAUUGCUACCUGUGGUGCGUGGUUGCACACUUUGUAGACCAGGGGGGCCAACGGUGACCCGCUGACGUCGUUUCCCCACCCGGGCAGCUCUAAAAUGUCUAAUCACGCGCGCCCAGAUUCUCCAUGGAGACCAAAUCCCUGCGACGACGAAAAGCUCAGUUCAUUGUGGCGUUUAUUAUCUAUAACACAUGAUGGUACAGAAACUGCCAGCACUUAAAUGUAAAAUAGCACAGGGCCUUGACCACUUUCAUCCCCCGUCUGUCCAGCCACCAGCGAUGUGCCAUAUCGUCUCAAACGUGUCCAGUGCCUUGAUGUCGAUUACUUUUUAAAUUUGUUUUCUAUUACGACAUGUCCCAUGUUAGAAGAUCCUAAUAUUCUUAUAAUUUUAAAGGGUCGGUUCACCAAAAUUACAAAAUAAGUUAUUAUUAUUAUUAUUGUUAUUAUUUUUAUUUUAUUAUUAUUAUUUUUUAAAUGAACUGUCAUGGUACUGAGUCGUGCAGGUUUGUUCAGGUUCGGCGAUUUUUUUAUUUUUAUUUUUUUAAUGCAUUUCUGCCUUUAAUUGACAGGAUAUAGUCAAGAGGCAGAAAUCAAAAUCAGUGAUCAAAAGCUCCAGAAGAGCUACUAAAUGGACCUGGAGGUGAGAUUGUUUCGUCAGUGCCGCAGUUUUUCGCGAUAAUCCACAGAGCUCACUGUGAACACUUUUUUUUUUUUUUUAAUUUUCU
Xiphias gladius (swordfish) is the source of this 7622-nucleotide messenger RNA. RefSeq names its product ankyrin repeat domain 44 (gene ankrd44). The record is from RefSeq and is a predicted model, not a curated record. Gene Ontology annotation, molecular function: protein binding. The transcript is spliced from 28 exons. Bases 596 to 3814 code for a protein of 1072 amino acids. Gene Ontology annotation, cellular component: cytoplasm. NCBI's taxonomy places the organism in Eukaryota, Metazoa, Chordata, Actinopteri, Istiophoriformes, Xiphiidae.